AUGUAUGCAGGAGCUGUCUUGGAAACAUAUACAAACUUUGGUGAAGAAUAUGCUAAAGAACACAUCCCUGGAGCGACCCACUUCAAUGUUGAUGUAGCUUACUAUCCCAGCCAGUAUAUUCGCUUUGAUCUUUAUCCCCCAGAAAUGUUUGAGAAAUAUGUUCAAUUGCUUGGUAUAAAUGAAGGAGAUCAUGUGGUUAUCUAUUCGAGAGGUGCAAUGGGUGGAAUGAUUUGGGCUGCACGAGCCUGGUGGACUUUCAAGGUAUGCACUGUUGGGUAG
Messenger RNA from Strongylus vulgaris, 279 nucleotides. The record is from the annotation of a GenBank genome assembly. Lineage: Eukaryota; Metazoa; Nematoda; Chromadorea; Rhabditida; Strongylidae.